AUGCCGCCGCCGCCGCUCCGCGUGCCGCCGCACCUGCCCGACGAGGUCGUCGAGGACAUCCUCGUCCGCGUCCCCGCCGACGACCCCGCGCGCCUCCUCCGCUCGGCGCUCACCUGCAAGCGCUGGGCGCGCCUCAUGGCCAACCGCGGCUUCCGCCGCCGCUACCGCGAGCGCUACCGCGGCGCGCCCCCCGUGCUGGGGGUCCUCGCCAACCUCACCCUCACCGGCGGCGUCGCCCGAUUCAUCCCCAACCCCACCUGCGGCUUCCGCCCGGCCCGCGACGACCUCCGCGGCUACCGCGCGCACGACGCCCGCCACGGCCGCGUCCUCCUCAACAGGCUGCCGGGGACCCCCGCGCCCCACCGCGACCAGGAGUCCGCCCUCGCCGUCUGGGACCCCACCACCGACCAGCUCCGUCAGCUCCCCCUCCUGAAGCGGCCCCACCAGGUGCUCAACUGGAACGCCGCCGUGCUCUGCGGCGCGGACGCCGGCGCCGCCUGCGACCACCUCGACUGCCACGCUGGUCCCUUCCGCGUCGUCUUCGUCGGCAUCGACUCCGAGAGGAUCUUCGCCAGCGUCUACUCCUCGGAGUUCGGCGCGUGGAGCGACGCGACCAGCGCCGACCACCCCGGCGACGACCUCGACAUCGCCUCUCCCGGUGCUCUCGCCGGGAACGCGAUCCACUUCGUGUUCCUCAGGGGGACCAGGGUCCUCAAGUACGAUCUGGGCACGCGCAAGAUGUACCAUCUUCGCCUGCCGCGCAUGCUCGCCUACGGCUCUCGCAUCGUGCUCAUGGCCAUGGAGGACGGCAAGCUAGGGUUCGCGGAGCUGUGGCUGCAGUAUACUGUGCUCAGGCUCUGGUCACUGGAGCUUUCUCCUAACGGGUUGGAUGGAGCAUGGGUGUUGGGCAGAUCCAUCGAGCUCAACAAGCACCUUCCUGCUGAUGCCUUCCUCCCCGGGAGCAUGCCAUGUGUGGUUGCGUUUGCGGACGGCGCCGGCAUCAUCUUCCUGAAGAUGAUUGAUGGGCUCUACGGUCUUGAUCUCAAGUCUGCGCGGGCAACCAAGAUUUCCAUGGCCAGUGGCUUCUACGACAUCGUUCCCUUUGUCAGCUUCUACAUACCAGGUAACACCACUUGA
Setaria italica (foxtail millet) is the source of this 1137-nucleotide messenger RNA. RefSeq lists its product as uncharacterized. The transcript has a single exon. Gene Ontology annotation, molecular function: protein binding. The record is from RefSeq and is a predicted model, not a curated record. The coding region runs from base 1 to 1137 and encodes 378 amino acids. Lineage: Eukaryota; Viridiplantae; Streptophyta; Magnoliopsida; Poales; Poaceae.